Messenger RNA from Nicotiana tabacum (common tobacco), 632 nucleotides. The record is from RefSeq and is a predicted model, not a curated record. Lineage: Eukaryota; Viridiplantae; Streptophyta; Magnoliopsida; Solanales; Solanaceae.
GAGAUGUUGCUAGAGUGAAUGGUCAACUGGCUGUUUCUCGUGCUUUUGGAGACAAGAACCUGAAAUCACACCUGCGUUCUGAUCCUGAUGUAAAAAACAUCGAUGUUGAUGGAAAUACAGAUCUUCUCAUCCUUGCAAGUGAUGGUUUAUGGAAGGUAAUGUCUAAUCAAGAGGCAGUUGACAUCGCGAAGAAGGUUAAGGACCCACAGAAGGCAGCCAAGCAAUUAGUCAUCGAAGCGUUGACCAGAGAAAGUAAAGAUGAUAUCUCAUGCAUUGUUGUCCGAUUUAAGGGGUGAAUCCACGACAAGUUAUCGCAGUGUGCAGUAUAUACUGUCCGUGUACAAAAGUAUAACUCUAUAGUAAAUAGAGUGAUAUUUGUAAGAUGAGAUGCAACUCCAAGAUUCACAGAAGCUUGAAAUAUAUAUGCCCUCUCCCCUGCCCCUGGCCCUUCUUUCUUUGUAAUAGUUUUUUACUCGGGUUGUGUGAUAAUUCUUUCCUAUUUAUAGAGAUUAUCAGAGUGGAUUUUUCUAUAAUUUGCAUAAAUGCCUUUGUAAUCAUGAAAAUGGUCAAGGGCUUGAUGAUAUGGUUUAUAGACAAUUUGAUUUUGAAGAUCGCUUAGUUUCUGGAUCCAA